Molecule: messenger RNA, 1818 nt
Organism: Daphnia pulex (common water flea)
Lineage: Eukaryota; Metazoa; Arthropoda; Branchiopoda; Diplostraca; Daphniidae
Product: guanine nucleotide-binding protein G(q) subunit alpha-like
Exons: 10
Coding region: 489-1607 (372 amino acids)
Biological process (GO): adenylate cyclase-modulating G protein-coupled receptor signaling pathway; phospholipase C-activating dopamine receptor signaling pathway
Cellular component (GO): heterotrimeric G-protein complex
Molecular function (GO): G protein-coupled receptor binding; G-protein beta/gamma-subunit complex binding; guanyl nucleotide binding
Source: RefSeq, a predicted model, not a curated record
UCUUAUCUAGGUGCGUGGUUGUGUUAUCCUCCUUCGAGUCUUCAUCGCCUUCAGGCAGCGACAACCUUAAAAGAAGAGCCGCCAAAGUCAAACACUUUCUCCGUCGAGAAGAACGCAGUUGUGACAGCGAGGACACCCGGACACCCAGGUUCUCGCAGACGCCGACAGCACGUUUUUACUACAAACCGCACCUUAUCCGAAUACCGAAGUUCGAGCGUUCUUCAGUCGGCGGCCUGAUGAGAUGAGCAACAUCUGAGGCAUCCCAGCAACCGUGUGCGCAUUGAAAGGAGAAGAAUCUGAAAGUUGCGGAUCGCAAAUCCGAACUGUUACACGUAGGAAACAAAAAGACCAGUAACUGGAAAACGCAGUCUUCGCCGAGAUGGCAACUGUUAAGGUUGCAGACACUUCAAGGUUGCCCGUACAAAAAGUAUUUUUAAAAGUGCCAAAUAACGAAAAGUGCAUCGAAAUCACCCUGUUGAAUAUUAGAAAUGGACUUGAAAACAUGCCCGGUAGGUCGUUGUCUAGUGGAUCGACUUUCGUGUUGCUUCCACUUACAGGAUGCGGAUGAUGGAGAACAUCCGCCAAUUCCGGUAUUAUAUCCUGCGAAAGAUGUGAAACAAAAAAAGUCACGGAUCAAGAUGGAAGUCAUCAUUCUUCUGCAAGGUACCGGAGGUUCAGGAAAAUCAACUUUCAUCAAACAGAUGCGCAUUAUUCACGGCGCCGGUUAUUCUGAAGAGGACAAACGAGGUUUCAUCAAAAUCGUCUAUCAAAACAUAUUCGUGGCUAUGCAGAGCAUGAUUCAGGCUAUGGACAAAAUGCGCAUCCCUUACGGAGAAUCACUUAACAAAAAAAAUGCUGAACUAGUAGAGUCAAUUGACUACAGAAUGGUCACAACUUUUGAAAGUCCUUAUGUCGAAGCCAUAUGGGACUUGUGGCGGGAUGCUGGUAUUCAAGAGUGUUAUGACCGGAGACGUGAAUAUCAACUCUCAGAUUCUGCUAAAUACUAUUUAGAAGCGCUAGACCGUAUUGCCGCUCCGGAUUAUUUACCCACGCAACAAGAUAUUUUGCGCGUUCGUGUCCCCACGACGGGCAUCAUCGAAUAUCCAUUCGACCUGCAGGAGAUCCGCUUCAGAAUCGUGGACGUGGGAGGACAGCGAUCCGAGCGACGGAAAUGGAUUCACUGUUUUGAAAACGUCACUUCCAUCAUCUUCCUCGCAGCACUAAGUGAGUUUGAUCGAAAUCUUUUCGAAUCAGAUAAAGAAAACCGGAUGAAAGAAUCCAGAGAUUUAUUCCACACCAUCGUCACCUACACGUGGUUCCAGCACUCGUCAGUCAUCCUCUUUUUGAACAAAACAGAUCUUCUAGAAGAGAAAAUUGUUCAUUCUCAUUUGGUUGACUAUUUCCCGGAAUAUGAAGGACCGAAACGUGAUGCCAUAGCAGCUCGGGAGUUUAUCUUACAGAUGUUUCUCAACAUAAAAAUUGAUUAUGAAAAAAUCAUCUACUCCCACUUUACGUGCGCUACAGACACUGAGAAUAUUCGAUUCGUAUUUGCCGCCGUUAAGGAUUCCAUACUACAACAUAUUUUACUCAAGUAUAAUUUAGUCUAAUUCCUGAUUCUUCAAAUGUAUUUGUAAAAAUUUUCGUUCCUUUUCCACCACACUAAUCAAGUAAUUAAGUUUAAAAUAUCUAACAUUAAAUACCCCUUUUUUAUUUUUAAUAUCUAAUCAGCUGUAACCAGCCCAGGAAAAACCCCAAAUAUGUGGUUUGAAAGUCAAAUUAUUUCUGUAAGUGUGUAAUAAAAUAAUUUCUUAAUCCAAA